This is a messenger RNA of Odobenus rosmarus divergens (Pacific walrus), 3689 nucleotides long. It is a transcript of the gene REST, whose product is annotated as RE1-silencing transcription factor. The record is from RefSeq and is a predicted model, not a curated record. Lineage: Eukaryota; Metazoa; Chordata; Mammalia; Carnivora; Odobenidae. Gene Ontology annotation, cellular component: nucleus. Bases 280 to 3309 code for a protein of 1009 amino acids. The transcript is spliced from 5 exons. Gene Ontology annotation, biological process: regulation of gene expression.
GCGCCUCAGCAGAGCAAGCGCCGCCGAGGCCCCGGGCCACAGACCCCGGCGGCGGCGGCGGCGGCGGUGGCCGGGACGGCAGGGCGAGAGCCGACGGCCUGAGCACUCUCUGCACUCCCACUCCUGGGCCUUCGCGGGCCUCGACGUCCCCAGCGCCCAACUUUUCCAUCCUCCCCCUCCCCUCCCCCCGAAACUCCAGCAACAAAGAAAAGUAGUCGGAGAAGGAGCGGCGACGCCGUGUCUCCCGCCCCUCCUCGCCUAGGAAGGCCGAGUACAGUCAUGGCCACCCAGGUAAUGGGGCAGUCUUCUGGAGGAGGAGGGCUGUUCACAGGCAGUGGCAACAUUGGCAUGGCCUUGCCUAACGACAUGUAUGACUUGCAUGACCUCUCCAAAGCUGAAUUGGCUGCACCUCAGCUUAUCAUGUUGGCAAAUGUGGCCUUAACUGGGGAAGUAAGUGGCAGCUGCUGUGAUUACCUGGUUGGUGAAGAAAGACAGAUGGCAGAAUUGAUGCCUGUUGGAGAUAACAACUUUUCAGAUAGUGAUGGAGAAGGACUUGAGGAGUCCCCUGAAAUAAAAGGUGAACCCAGUGGACUGGAAAACAUGGAACUGGAAAGUUUGGAACUCAGUGUUGUAGAACCACAGCCUGUGUUUGAGGUCUCAGCUGCUGCCCCAGAAAUUUACAGCUCCAGUAAAGAUCUUCCCCCUGAGACACCUGGAGCAGAGGACAAAUGCAAGAACUUGAAGAGCAAACCUUUUCGCUGUAAGCCAUGCCAGUAUGAAGCCGAAUCUGAAGAACAGUUUGUGCAUCACAUCAGAGUUCAUAGUGCCAAGAAAUUUUUUGUGGAAGAAAGUGCAGAGAAGCAAGCAAAAGCCAGAGAAUCUGGGUCUUCCACUGCAGAGGAGGGAGAUUUCUCCAAGGGCCCCAUUCGCUGUGACCGCUGUGGCUACAAUACCAAUCGAUACGAUCAUUAUACUGCUCACCUGAAACACCACACCAGAGCUGGGGAUAAUGAGCGAGUCUACAAGUGUAUCAUUUGCACAUACACCACAGUAAGCGAAUAUCACUGGAGGAAACACUUGAGAAACCAUUUUCCAAGGAAAGUAUACACAUGUGGAAAAUGCAACUAUUUUUCAGACAGAAAAAAUAAUUAUGUUCAACAUGUUCGAACUCAUACAGGGGAACGCCCAUAUAAAUGUGAACUUUGUCCUUACUCAAGUUCUCAGAAGACUCAUCUAACUAGACAUAUGCGUACUCAUUCAGGUGAGAAGCCAUUUAAAUGUGAUCAGUGCAGUUACGUGGCCUCUAAUCAACAUGAAGUAACCCGCCAUGCAAGACAGGUUCAUAAUGGGCCUAAACCUCUUAACUGUCCACAUUGUGACUACAAAACAGCAGAUAGAAGUAACUUCAAAAAACACGUAGAGCUACAUGUUAAUCCACGGCAGUUCAAUUGCCCUGUGUGCGACUAUGCAGCUUCCAAGAAGUGUAAUCUGCAGUAUCACUUCAAAUCCAAGCAUCCUACUUGUCCUAAUAAAACAAUGGAUGUCUCAAAAGUGAAACUAAAGAAAACCAAAAAGCGAGAGGCUGACCUGCCUGAUAACAAUAUUACCAAUGAAAAAAAAGAAACAGAACAGACAAAAAUAAAGGGGGGGGAUGUGGCUGGAAAGAAGAAUGAGAGGUCUGUAAAAGUGGAGAAGAAAGAUAAUGUUUCAAAAGAGAAAAGGUCUUGUAGUAAUGCUUCAACUCAAGUGACUACCAGAACUCGCAAAUCCGCAAUGGAAACUAAAGAAAUGGAUGUGCAUGCAGGAAAUAAUUCAGAAACAACCUGUAAAACCAAGAAAAGCAAAAGGAGGAUGGAAGCUGAAGCCCAUUCCUUAAAAGAUCCUGUUAAUGAUGAGGAACCUGUGACAAAAAAGAAAAAGAAGGCAGAAAGCAAAUCCAAAAAUAGUCAGGAAGUGCCAAAAGCUGAUAGCAAAGUAGAGGAGACUAAAAAGCAAACUACUUGCACGAAAAAAAGUACGAAGAAGAAAAGUCUGAAAAAUAAGUCAAGUAAAAAAGGCAGCAAGCCUGCUCAAAAGGAGCCUGCUCAGAAGGGGCCUGUUCAGAUGGAGCCUUCUCCUCCCAGAGGGCCUGCUGAGAUGGAGCCUUCUCCUUCCAAGGGGCCUGCUCAGAUGGAGCCUUCUCCUUCCAAGGGGCCUUCUCAGAUGGAGCCUUCUCCUUCCAAGGGGCCUUCUCAGAUGGAGCCGCCUGCUUCCAAGGGGCCUUCUCAUUUGGAGCCUUCUUCCAGGGGGCCUGCUCACAUGGAGCCGCCCCCUGCCAUGGAGUCUGCUCAGAUGGAUGUUGGUCAGAUGGAGCCUCCUCCUCCACCAUCUCCUCCCAUGGGGCCCACUCACCUGGAGGUUGAUCAGAUGGAGCCUCCUCCUCCCACAGAGCCUCCUCUUCACAUAGAACCAAGUCCCAAAAAGUCUCCUCGAAAAGAUAAAAAGGAAAAGUCCAACACGCAGAGUGAAAUGGCACGGAAGGAGCAAGUCCUUAUUGAAGUUGGCUUAGUGCCUGUCAAAGAUAGCCAGCUUCUAAAGGAAAGUGCAGGUGCACAGGAUCUCUCACCACCAUCAACACCACCGCCAAAGGAAAACUUAAAAGAAGAGGAGUCAAAAGACCAAAAAUUAUUCACUGAAGGCGAAGGAAGCAAAGAAGCCCCUCUUCAAAAAGUAGAAGAGGCAGAGAAGAGUCUAGCUGGUCUUGCUGCUAUUAUCAAGGAAUCUGCCAAUAUUUCAUCCUCUGAACAAAACUUGACUAUGCCAGAGGGUGAAAUUUUAGAUGUUAAGUGUCAGGCUGACGCUGUGCUUUGUGAAAUGGAAAUGGACACUGACAAGAACAAAACAGAGAAUCCCCCUGGCAAAGACCCAGCAGUUGAAGAACCAGUUUCACCAGUGCUGCUUCCCCUACCAAUAGAAAACCAUGAAGCAGUGUCCAAAACUGCUGUGACAUCACCUUCUGUCACUGUAGCAGUAAAUGAGUCUCAGGAAAUGGAUGAAGAUGAAGGCAUCCACAGUCAUGAUGGAAGUGAUCUAAGUGACAACAUGUCAGAGGGUAGUGAUGACUCUGGAUUGAAUGGGGCCCGGCCAGUUCCACAAGAAACCAACAGGAAAAAUGCAAAGGAAACCUUGGCAGUCAAAGUGGCUGAGGGAGAUUUUGUUUGUAUCUUCUGUGAUCGCUCUUUUAGAAAGGAAAAAGAUUACAGCAAGCACCUCAAUCGCCAUUUGGUUAAUGUAUACUUCCUUGAAAAAGCAGCUAAAGGGCAGGAGUAAUUAAACUUAGGAUAAGGCUUCAGUUCUUAGUUUAUAAGAUCUAUUACAUUUAAUAUUCAUUUAUAGUUGUAGACAACCUUUUAUUUUUUUAAAUUGCUUUAAUUAGUGUCCGAUGUUGAUUUUUAAGUGGCACUCUUUUCCUUAGGACUUUAUACUUACUGAUGGAUAAAUCUUAGCAAAUCCAAGGAAGUUAGUGUACUAAACCAGCAGACACCUCAAUCCGUUAGCUUAUACAUUUAAUUGAAAUGAGAAGGCCAAGGUGGUAUUGUAGCAUUCUGUUGCUUUGUCUGGCUGUAACUUGUCACUUUUCUUGCCAUGUCUGUCUUCUUGUUUCACAUUAGUUUUUUUCUAGUUCUUUGUUUAGUUCUAUAAAAAUUGGC